Molecule: messenger RNA, 4362 nt
Organism: Leptopilina boulardi
Lineage: Eukaryota; Metazoa; Arthropoda; Insecta; Hymenoptera; Figitidae
Gene: Rpp30
Product: ribonuclease P protein subunit p30
Exons: 8
Coding region: 242-1087 (281 amino acids)
Biological process (GO): tRNA processing
Cellular component (GO): nucleolar ribonuclease P complex
Molecular function (GO): RNA binding
Source: RefSeq, a predicted model, not a curated record
UUAUUAAACACAUGUGACACGUGCGUAUUUGUUUACAUUUGAUUGUAACAAAUAUAAUUAUUAAAAUUUCCAAUAUUUUUAAUUAAUAAUAAUAAUUAAUUAGAUGUUUAUAAAAAGAAAUAGAAAACUGAAAAUUGUGUAAUCAGUUCUAUAAAGAGACGUUUGAAGACUAAAGUGUAUUUUUAAUAUUUUUUUUUUGUCAGUUUAGAGGUUAUGAAGAAAUUUCGUUAUAUUAUUAAUUAUGUCUAUUAAUUACGGAUUUUGUGAUCUUUGUCUCAAUUAUAUUGAUGAUGAUAAAAAAACUUUACGGGAACUUUUAUUAAAAGUUUAUUCAAUGGGCUAUGAAACAGUUGCAAUAAAUAGAAAUGUGGACGAAAAUAUUUUUGAAACGGAUAAAAAGAAGAAGAAAAAAGGCAUUGCAAAUGAGCCGAUUGUUUGUCCUUUACCUGAACCCAUGGAAAUGGAAGAUAUUAUUGAAGAAUUCAAAGGGAAAUUAAAUAUAUUAUCAAGAAUUACAUUUUCUUAUUCUGAUCCUGUUAGAACACAUUCUUUGAAUCAAUCGGCAGUUCUCAAAAAAUACAAUCUAUUUGCUGUACUUCCGAAAACUAAAAAUGCCUUUCAACACGCAUGUUCGCAACUUAAUACAGAUAUAAUUACCGUGAAUCCAACAAAUUUAGGAUGGAAAUUUACCAGAAAAUUAUAUAUUCAAGCAAUUGAAAGGGGAUUACAUUUUGAAAUUAAAUAUUCAGAAAUAAUUCAAUCAAAAACACGAAAAUUUGCCAUUAAUUAUUGUCAUUUACUUUAUACAUUCGGCAAAAGCAGGAAUGUAAUAAUAUCCAGUGGAACAGACAAUGUGAAUUUAAUUCGCAAUCCAUACGAUAUAAUAACAUUAGGAGCAGUUUUAGGAUUAAAUGAAAUAAAAGCAAAAGCUUCAAUUUUGUCUCAAAGUCGACAUGCUAUUUUAAAAUCUCAAGCAAGAAUUUAUGGAAAAUCUAUUUUCACAAUAAAAAAAUUACAAAAUGAGAGUUCUACUGAAGAUGAAGAUAGUGAUUGUGAUGAAAGUGUUAUUAAAAAAAUAAAAUUAUGAAUUGUCUCAUAAAAACGUAACACAUUCAGAAAGGUCUGAAAAAUAACAAAACUAUUAGUCACAAGUCUCUUUUUAUUGCAAAAUAUUCAGGCAAACAGGUCAGUUAAACGUUAAUGAUGAAAUUUAAAAGUCGAAUUAAGAGAAUAAGAAAAAGAUUUUCAAAUAUUUUUGAUUUUUAAAAAAUAGAACAAAAAAAAAAAAUUCUUUUCUCGUUGGUGACUCAUUUUACUUUGUUAGUGAAAGGAUCAAUAUUAUAUCUUUGGUUUUUUUUUUUUUUAAAGUAAGAUACAAAUUGCAAUAUCUAAUUCGUCAAUUCAAAGUACAAAGUCUCAAGUUUUAUAUAUUUAUAAUUAAUAUGAAAUGGUAACGAUACUAUUCUCCAUAGGAGAACCUAAGCAGUAGAUGUUACCUCGUAUAUUUUUAAUACAUGCAAACUACAUUUUUAUUAAUUUUGUUUUCGUACAAUUCUUUCACAUCAUUAUUAUUUAGAUGUGUAUUUUUUUCGAUUACAAUUUUUAUAUAAUUAUAAUUCAUUUUAUACGUAAUAUACGAUUUAAAAACACGUACUACUUGGUUAUACAUGAAACAAAAAUUUUGCAAAACAAUUUUUGCAAUUUUUUUUUUUUUUUAGUGUUUACAUUCACUUUUUUUCUUUUUUUUUUUUUAAUACAGGAAUUUAAAUUGACUCUCUAAGUGAGUCAAGAGAGAGUUACUAAUUCUGAAUCACAACACUUGCUAGUUAAAAGUUGUCAAUUAUUCAGAAUUGAAAAUGUUUUUAGGACUUUGUACUAGGCUAUGAAAUACGAAGUAGAUGCUUUUUCUAACAUAUAUAGAGAAUAUUAAAUUGAUAUUUUACAGUUUCUUUUGUUUCUCAGGAUUUUCAUUUUUCACUAUUGUUAUUAUUAUUAUGAUUAUUAUUUUGAAUAAAGAAAAUCACUUGGAAAUUUUUAUGAAUUGCGUUUUUAAAUUAAAUUAAAUUCAUUAGAUACAAAUUUCCAAGAAAACAUUUUUUCUUUUUUUUUUUGAUUUUCUUAAUUUAACGAAAUAUAAUAAAUAUAGCGAAAAAUUUAUAAUGAUAUACAGAGAAAAACGCAGAGUAAAAGCGAUUAUUGCGUUUUACAAUUAUUUUAACGAUGUCUAAACGCUAUGAGCCUUAGCUCUUUUUUUUUUAUUUAUUUUUUUUCGGAAGAGGUAAUUUUUUAAUUUAGAGAUGUUUAGUAUGAAAACAUCGAUUUCAGUCUUAGGAAUAGGAAGCAUUUUUUUAUUUAUUUUUAUUUUCUCAUAUUAAUAUGUUUUUCAAAAAAUUUCCGGAGUCCAGAAAUUGAGGCGCUAAGAGGCAUUUUUUUUUUUGUUUAUUUUUGUUUUAAACAAAAAAUGUUGCUCAAUUUUUUUAUAUCGAAAUUUUUUUUUUUUAAUAAGCGCUUUUCAUUAUUAAAAGACACAAAUUUUGUUAUUUGCUAUAUUAUUAUUAUUAUUAUUGAAUUUAAAUUGUUUCGUUAUAAUAUUAUGUUCAGCCCAGUCUCGUUUCUUCUUCUUCUUCUUCUUUUUCUUCUUUUUUUUCUCUCGCAAAAUUGAAAUAUUUUUAAAAAUUUAUUGACAAUAUAGAAAAAUAUCAUGUUCAAAAAUUUUUAUCUUUUAACAAUCGCUACAAAAAUUUUGAAGGACUUUUGGCAAUUAUCACAUAAAGAUUCGGAAAUUUCAAGUCAAUUAUUAAUUAUUAAUUAAUUAAUUGAGAAUUAAGAUUGAUUAAAAUAAUUUAAUUUUAAAUUACAUUUUGAAAUAAAAAAAUAAAUUAACAUUGUUUUUGUAAAAUUAAAAAUGUGUUAAAAUAGAAAAUUUAAAUAAUGAAAUUAUUAAAAAUAUAUUUGUAAUAAUUUUUAUUACAAUUUUUUUGUUUUUCAAUAAAUUAAACAUUUAUUAGGUUUUGAAAAUUUUCAAAUAAUGAAUAUUAUAAAAUAUUUAUUAUUCAAAACACAAAUUAAAUAGAAAUAGAAAGCAAAUAAAAAUUAUCAAUAAAAAGAUGCACAUUAUUUAAAAUAAACUAAUAAUUUUUAAAGUGCUUAAACUACAAUUUUUUUUUUUUUUUGUAUUGAAACUGAAAGGUAUUUUUUAAAAAAUUUGUAUUUUAAUUUUGAGGACAGAAAUUUUUUUUCUAUUUAAAAUUAAUAAAUACUAAUUUUAAAAAAAUUAAAAUUUAUUACUUAAUUUAAAAAUUGGAAAAAAAAGAAUUGUGCAAAAUUUCUACAAAUAUUUUCUUACUGCUUUCUUGGUAAUGUUUACUUUCAUCGAUGGAUUUAACAUUUGAUAAAUAAUUACACAAAACACUAUCUCCGGAAAUAUAAUUAUUUCUACUCUAAAAAAUACCAAACUUUGUAUCGAGCUAAUUUUAUUAAAUAUUUUUGCCAUCGUUACUCUCAUUCUGUUUUUUUUUUCUCUAUCACUCGCUCACUCUCAUUUUAUCUACUAUUUUCUUCUUUCUUUCGCUCUUUCUCUCUCUCUCUCUAUUUUAAUACUUGCAAGAAUGUUCAUUUUGUAUCGAUUUUUUUCUCUUCUAAAUGAAUCGAUAUAUUUAUAAACAACUUGACAAGUUACAGAUUCGUAAAAAAAAAAAAUCGUCUAUAUAGUUGAAAAAAAAUUUCCAAUAAGUGAAAGAUCACUUGGAUUUGAUUUCAUUCACUUUAAAGGAACUUCUAAAAAUGAUGACUGUAAUUCUAUAGAAUAAUUGGGGGGGAAUAAUUAUUAUACAAUGGUAAUCGCUUAUCUAAAAAAAAAAAUCAACCAAAUUCCCUGAAUCUUGUAUAAAAGAGCCGUGCGAUUGAUCUUUAAAGAAAGAAAAUUAUAGAUUAUGAUUAAUUAUUUAGCGCGAAACUCAAUUAUAAGCCGAUCAUCUACAGUCCCCGUCAAAAAUUAACACCUGACAUUUUUUUUUAAAUUUUCCUUUUUAAUUACCAAAAAAAUGUAUUGUAAAUUUAAUUACAAAUAAUUUCAAUCAGUAUUAAUUUUUCCAGAGACUUUCAAAUGAUAAUAACUUUAAUCAUAUAAAGUUCCAGCAAAUCUGAAGCAAUAAAAAAAAAUAAAAUAAAUAAAAUUUUCAUACCAAUCACACAUUUUUUUUUUUUUUUUGUAAAACAAUUCUUUUUCUCUUUAAAGAAUUAUAUUACGAUGACAAAAUCAAUAUUAAAAAUCACAUGCCAACAAAAGAAAUUAUAUACCUUAACAAAAAAAAAAAAAAAAAAAAAAAAAAAAAAAAAAAAAAAAAAAAAAAAAAAAAGAAA